GAGAUCUCCACGUUGCGGAGCAGCGUUCCAGAAAAAUUAAAAUAUACCAGUUUCAGCCAGAGUAUUUAUUUCUUGUAUCAUUGCACUUACCAUUCCGCGGAGUCUCCUAGAGUCAGAAAUCCAUCUACCUGCUGGUAAAAUCGCCGCCAUGGCUUCGUUGAACUCGAGGGACAGCAUUGUCAUUGUUGGCGCGGGCAUCAUCGGCCUUGACGUCGCCUUGGUUCUUGCCGAGAAAGGGUACGGAAGGCGGAUAACCGUUGUUGCCGAGCACCUGCCGGGGGAUACGUCGGUCAAUUACACAUCGCCAUGGGCCGGUUGCAAUUUCUCCGCCAUAUCUGGGAGCGACGCCAACGCUCUGAGGUGGGAUCGAUUGGGUUACUCUCACUUGGCCAAACUUGCCUCGGAUAACCCAGAAGAGGCAUUUGUGGAAUGGACAGCAUCGACUGAGCUCUGGGAUGAGGCUGUUCCGCACGCCAAGAUCAAGGCUAUGUCUGACUAUCUCAAGAAUUUCCGUGUCCUACCUGCCGCGGAACUGCCAAAUGGUGUCAAGUUUGCCGUCUCCUUUACCACUCUGACCGUCAAUGCACCCAUGCACAUGGAUUACAUCUAUCGCAGGCUGAAGGAUCAGUACGGUGUUCGCUUCAUACGGCAGAAGAUCCCGAAUAUCAAGUCGGCAUUCUCCAGCCCAACCACGAGAGUCGUUUUCAACUGUAUUGGCAAUGCAGCAAAGAUCUUACCAGGUGUCGAGGAUGCCAAAUGCUACCCGACUCGAGGCCAGGUCAUUUUGGCGAGAGCUCCCCAGGUCAAACGCAACGUCAUGCGACAUGGAAAGGAUUAUGAGACAUAUGUGAUCCCUCGGCCGGGGUCCAACGGCAACGUCAUUCUAGGGGGGUACAUGCAGAAGAGAGUUGGUGAUGGAGCUACUUAUUCAUACGAAACCGAGUCCAUUCUUAAUCGCACCAAAAGUCUCAGUUCUGAGCUCUCUCAGAGUGAACCAGAGAUUUUGGCAGCCUUUGCGGGACUUCGGCCUUCGCGGGAAGGUGGUGCUAGAGUGGAAAGAGACGAGCUCCUCAUCGGGGGAGAGAAGCGAGCGAUUGUUCACAACUAUGGCGCGGGCGGUACUGGUUUCCAGGCUGGUUAUGGAAUGGCUCUAGAUGCUGUCAGGACUGUCGAGGACAUUCUUCGGGAGAUUCGAGAUGACACGGUACGAGCUCGGAUAUAGUGAGCAUGUAUUGAAGCCUGGUAUCAAGACAGCUAAACAACGCGUUGAAUUGUGCUUCCAGCAACUCUGCCACGGCAUUACAUGCUGCAGAAGAUGGAGCCAUCUGCCCUCAGCGUCGGG
Messenger RNA from Phialemonium atrogriseum, 1342 nucleotides. RefSeq lists its product as uncharacterized. Gene Ontology annotation, molecular function: FAD binding; D-amino-acid oxidase activity. Gene Ontology annotation, cellular component: cytoplasm. The transcript has 5 exons. Bases 149 to 1222 code for a protein of 357 amino acids. Lineage: Eukaryota; Fungi; Ascomycota; Sordariomycetes; Cephalothecales; Cephalothecaceae. The record is from RefSeq and is a predicted model, not a curated record. Gene Ontology annotation, biological process: D-amino acid catabolic process.